Diatraea saccharalis (sugarcane borer) is the source of this 1584-nucleotide messenger RNA. NCBI's taxonomy places the organism in Eukaryota, Metazoa, Arthropoda, Insecta, Lepidoptera, Crambidae. The record is from the annotation of a GenBank genome assembly.
AUGUCAUCGGUAGCGGCUGGCAAUCGUGCAAGUGAAAUGUGGAGCCACAGUGCAGAUGUGAACAAUCAAAGUGCAAGUGAAGUGAAACAUUAUGGCUAUGGACAGUAUCCAGUGAUGGCAGCAAAUACUUAUAACUAUCACAAUAAUAUUUAUUCUCCUAAUUGUGAUUAUUCUAACAUGCAUAAUGAGGAAUACGGUACAAGAUCGUACACAAACAAUCAAAACGAUGUAGUGAAAUCAGAACCGAGUAAUUGGCAUGGGUAUGAUUCAAAUUACAUGCAUAAUAAUCAGACUAAUAUAGCGAUGAUAAACAAAUGGAGAGAAAUGAACUAUUAUUCACAACAACAACAAUUAGAGAAUUAUGCUUACGAACAAAAAGUUAAUGUUUUGCGUAACCAGUCCAUAUCAGACAAUAGAAGUGAAGACGCCAGGUCAAUCAACUCGCCAAAUCAAUGCAACGUAUUAGAAAUGAAUUACGGGUCUCCACAAAGUAUAUCAAGUAUGAAACCAGCUUCUCCGGAGCAAGAAGAUUCACCCAAUCUGCGAGCUCUUCUAACGAAACCGCAAAAGAAAAAACCUGUACCUUAUUUCGUCAAAUGUGAUAAGUCGUAUACGGAAGAAAUGUUGCAGCGUAUGAUGUACCAUGCGAAAGACAGUGCUGAAUGGGAAAAAAAUAAUGAGGUCCCAUCUGAGAAGGAAUGCAAUCUGCCUCAAUUUCAUGGUGGAUUCGAUGGUGAGGGUCAGACGUCAAUCAAGAGCAAAAGUACCGCGGGUGGGGCGGUCGCGAAAGAAGGCGCACAGUCAUCGCUGGAACCUAAACCCUGUCAGGAAGUGACAAGGGUCGAAGCAGGCGGGGACAAUACAGAUUACGCUGAGAACAAAAUGGCCGCUGCAGUUGAGGCACAAGGAUAUUAUCCAUGGAUGAAGAGUGUGAAUGGUGAUGACAAAAAAGAUGGCUCAAAGAGAACAAGACAGACCUACACCCGCUUUCAAACGCUAGAAUUAGAGAAGGAGUUUCAUUUUAACAAGUAUUUAUCGAGACGACGCAGAAUAGAAGUAUCUCACGCAUUAGGUCUAACAGAAAGGCAGAUAAAGAUUUGGUUUCAAAACAGAAGAAUGAAGGCAAAGAAAGAUGGAAAGCUAACCACUUCACCAGAUCCUUAUAGUACUGAUGAUACUAUUCCGAAAUUAGGUAUUGUAUCGGAUUUUAUGGACAAUCGACCAGUUGGUGGAAUACCUGACAAUUAUUCUAAUUAUACUACGCCAAUGGUAAAUUUAGUUCCACCGAACGGUUCAAAUAAUAUGCCACCGAAUUUUAUCAUGCCAUCUUAUUCCGGCAUGAUUCCUAAAAUGUGACAUUUUAACAUGUUAUUUUUAUUAAUAUUGUAUAGUCGACAGCAUGUAAGUUCACCACAAGAGGCAACAUAUUUUUGAUCCACUUUGAAUCUUAAUAUGUGCAUCAUUAGCUUCAAAAUUAAUUGUAUAAAUUUAUCUCCUUGUGCUGCUGUAACACAUAUAAAUUAUUAUUUAUUUAUCAGUAACCUAAUAAACAAAAUUUUACAUUUAUAUCUACAAUUUCUGUAA